Xyrichtys novacula (pearly razorfish) is the source of this 955-nucleotide messenger RNA. The record is from the annotation of a GenBank genome assembly. NCBI's taxonomy places the organism in Eukaryota, Metazoa, Chordata, Actinopteri, Labriformes, Labridae.
AUGGCUCCACUCACCCUAUUGCCUGGCUGUCAAAGCUGCGCUGAUGAGCUGAAGCAGAGAAUCUCAACACUCUACAAGAUCCAGGACGCUGAGAAGUACUUGGAUACAAUUCCACAUUUCCCGGGGCCUCUGCUGCUUCCACUGUGGCUACAGCUCCGGCCGAUGACUUUGUUCAGACACCUCAACAAUCCGUGGGCUCAUUUGGGAGUGAAACCCAAAGCCUCAGCCGGUGCUUCACUCUUCCACCUCUCCGCGGAGACGCGGCCAGCUGUCAACUGGCAUGGAAUGGCCAGCUGUCAACCGCUAAACUUCACUCCACACCAACCGGAGCCCUGGACAGCUGUAGGGAGGGAUAGGCGCCGCACAGCGCGCCCGUCUCUUCCUCCUUCUCCGUCAUCCCAGGAUAUUCCGCUAGCCAACAGGUUUGAGAUCUUAGACAUGCAGGAUUUUCCUUCGCUGGGGGAUGUAAUUGUAAUUUUAAUGUCUUUGUUAAGAACUGCUUGAAAUGCCCCCCACAACAGACCUUCUAAUCAACAGAUCAGUUAAUCAUGAUGUCUAGACAUCAAGAAUCAACAUCCUGCAGGAUACUCCAGGUGUGAAACACCCCCACCACCACCCAAGGGGGGGUGGAGUGACAGUCCCCACAGAAAACAAAAGAUGCCAACAUCAAAGCCCCAUUCCUUCCCCUCUGAGGGGCGGUCCUCAAGCAUAAAUGUUCAGGUUUUCCCAUGUUCUGGGUCUUUCUUGAUUCUAACUGCUCGGAUGCAGAUUGACCUUUUCUUUGCAAAGAAAAUAAAACCUUGUCUCUAUUUCAUUCUUCACCAGCAGCAAUGGGAAAAAACUUCCACGACAGGGAACAACCGUGAUAUCGGGUCCCAACAUCCUCAUCAUUCUCUUGACGCCGGCUGUGGCCCUCACCAGCUGCAGUGGCACAUCCACCGUCAGCGCCCAGUAA